GGCGGGGAUAUUUCAUCAGCAACCUCAAGACAUCGCCGCUCUCCUUCCGUCUCUGUCUUCUCACUCUCACAAACGAAACGGCGUAAAAAGGUCCUAAUCUUCUGCGUCUGCUGCGAAAUACUGUGACCACACACCUGCCACUUCCUGCUUUGUGAACUCGAGUGACUCCUGCCGCAGUGAACACACAAACGUCAGAGGACCAACAAUCAAGUACUUGACGUGUUCUUACCCAAUCUGUCCCCAGCAUUUCAGCAGCUUUAAACUAAACUGUGUCACAGGUGUUUGUUUACACUGUCAGUCACACACACAUCGACGAGUAUUUAAAACCUUUAGUCCACUCCUACGCUCAAUCUCAGCCAACAUGGCCAACAAGCUGUCCAGCUUUGGCAAAUCCCUGCUGCGCCGCCGGGCAUUAGACUGUUCCAAUGAGGAGAGCCAAUUUGCUCGCUGCUUGUCCACCCUGGACCUCAUCGCUUUGGGAGUGGGCUCCACGUUGGGCGCCGGCGUCUACGUCCUCGCUGGCGAGGUCGCUCGAGAAAAGGCCGGACCAGCCAUCGUCCUCUGCUUCCUCAUCGCUGCUCUGUCCUCUAUGCUGGCCGGCCUGUGCUACGCUGAAUUUGGCGCCCGCGUCCCCAAGACGGGAUCUGCGUACCUUUACAGUUACGUGACGGUUGGAGAAAUCUGGGCCUUCAUCACAGGAUGGAACCUCAUCCUCUCGUAUGUCAUAGGUACAGCCAGUGUGGCCAGGGCUUGGAGCUCCACCUUUGACAACCUGGUUGGACAGAAGAUAUCCCACUUUUUUAAUGCCUCCAUGGCGAUGAAAGUUCCAGGUGGGGUGCUGGCAGAAUACCCUGACCUGUUCGCUUUAAUCCUGGUCUUACUUCUAACCGGGCUUCUGGCCUUUGGUGUGAGCGAGUCUGCGCUGGUGAACAAAAUCUUUACGGGCAUCAACCUGGUGGUUCUGGGGUUCGUCAUCAUAUCCGGUUUCUUUAAAGGGGACACUGCCAACUGGAACCUUACAAAAGAAGACUACCUAAGCUUCGAGAACUCCACCUCCAACAUCACCAUGUUGGAAAAGAAGUUUGGCACUGGUGGUUUUGCUCCUUUUGGUCUUGCUGGAGUCUUGAGUGGUGCAGCCACCUGCUUCUAUGCCUUUGUAGGCUUUGACUGCAUCGCCACGACAAGUGAAGAGGCAAAGAACCCCAUGCGGUCCAUACCCAUCGGCAUCGUAGCUUCACUGCUUAUCUGUUUCUUCGCCUACUUUGGGGUCUCUGCCGCUCUGACGAUGAUGAUGCCCUACUAUCGGCUGAACCCUGACAGUCCUCUGCCUGAAGCUUUCAGUUUUGUUGGCUGGGCCCCCGCCAAAUACAUUGUGGCCGUGGGUUCUCUCUGUGCUCUGUCCACCAGCCUGCUAGGUUCCAUGUUUCCCAUGCCUCGUGUUAUUUACGCCAUGGCCGAGGACGGACUGCUGUUCCGUUCUCUGUCCAGGAUGAACACUCGCACAAAGACCCCCAUCCUGGCCACCAUUGCUUCUGGUAUUGUUGCAGCUCUGAUGGCUUUUCUGUUCGACCUGGCAGCACUGGUUGAUCUCAUGUCUAUAGGAACUCUGCUGGCGUACUCAUUGGUUGCCAUAUGCGUCCUAAUUCUGCGGUAUCAGCCGGGUAAUCUGAAUUCAUCCAGUCAGAUGGAGAAGCUGGUGGAGAUGGUGGAAGGAGAGAAGGUGGCUGUAAAUGGAGGGGACAGCAGUGAUGAGUAUGGCCCAGAGACGGAGGACAGGCCACUUCAGGAGGCUUUCACUGCCAAGCUGCUUUUCAGUCCAAGUGGAAAAAACCCAACACAGACCUCUGGAACCAUUGUCUACAUCACCACUGCCAUCAUUUUGGUUCUCAUCACUGUGCUCUGCAUUAUUUUGGCGAACUGUUUGAAACAUCUACUCGAAGGCCACGCUGGUGUUGUGGUCCCUUGUGUUAUCUUAGCUGUGCUCUGCAUUGUCUGCAUUAUUAUUAUCUGGAGGCAGCCGGAGAGCAAAGAGGCUCUCACUUUCAAGGUUCCUCUGCUCCCCUGGUUGCCCCUGUUCAGUGUUUUCGUCAACAUCUACCUCAUGAUGCAGCUGGACUUGAGUACAUGGUGCCGCUUCGCUGUCUGGAUGUUAAUCGGUUUUCUCAUCUACUUCUUCUAUGGUAUUAGGAACAGCAGUGAAGCGAACAGGUCAUCCCCACGCAAAUAUGAGCCUGCGCUGCAGAACAAGAAGCCCAUUUACACAGGCGCCCAUGAUGAGAGCGACGUGGAGGCGGGCAGCAGCCCCUGAUGCAGACCGACACAGACCUGAGGGGCGUCGAGGAGCUUCUACACUCAGCUUUGAUCAUCUGCAGUGUAGGUGGCUUGGAACGCUACCCUGAGUUUGAAAGGAGGGGGAGGCAAGGAAACAAACCGCCACACACACAUCUUACCUCUAACUUGGAGGCUGAUUAACUUGACUACUGGGCGCUGUGGUAAAAUCAUUUCCUGGACUUUCCGACUGGUUUUAAUAAGCCCACAGCAGACGUUUACCUGCGUAUAACAUGCUUUGAAUGGACCUGAAACAAUAUACUGAAAUCAUCCUCACGAAGGUGUAUUUCUCCGUUUUGUGAAACUGGAACGCCGUUACUUUUUUUUAUUCAUUUAGUGUUUACUAGUUUACAGAGAGCGGAGCCGCUCGAGACGGAUAAGAACCACGGUGUAAAUCUGUCCGAUCGCCGAGCGAAGCUUCAAACUGGGGUUUAUAAAAGCAGAGUCCAGCAACAAAGUGAUGAAUGAAAAUCAAUCCCCUCGUAGACGUGACUCUGUGAAGUGGACGUGUUUAGUUCAUGUGUCUGCAGUGCUGCAGUCACGCUGCGUAGUUUACAGUCAUUGCAGGUUGCUCUGUAACUUCUGGUCGGUGUUGUUGUUCAAUAUUUAAAUAUGAAGUCCAGACUUGUUGAGGUUUAAAACGCCGUUGCCCGAAAUUCCCCAAGAGCAGCCAUAGGUUAGGUAUACACUUUAAAAAUCGUAGGGGAUUACUAAAAAUAUGCAUAAUUUUCUCUGGUGUUGACAGUUUGUGUGGGUAGACAUUUUGUGGCCUUUAAUUUCAACUUUUACGUUUCAGUAAUUUGAAUAUACAGAUACUGGAAGUUGAGUUUUUAAUAGGGAUGCACGAUAUUAUCGGCGUGUAUCGGUAUCAACUGAUAUUGGCGAUAAAAUUAAAUAUCGGACAUCGGCCAUUCCAUCAAAAAUGGGGGGGGGGGGAAUAAUCGGUAU
Nematolebias whitei (Rio pearlfish) is the source of this 3276-nucleotide messenger RNA. RefSeq names its product solute carrier family 7 member 3a (gene slc7a3a). Lineage: Eukaryota; Metazoa; Chordata; Actinopteri; Cyprinodontiformes; Rivulidae. The record is from RefSeq and is a predicted model, not a curated record. Bases 362 to 2308 code for a protein of 648 amino acids. Gene Ontology annotation, cellular component: plasma membrane. The transcript has 12 exons. Gene Ontology annotation, molecular function: amino acid transmembrane transporter activity. Gene Ontology annotation, biological process: amino acid transport; transmembrane transport.